Penaeus chinensis is the source of this 2143-nucleotide messenger RNA. Its product is annotated as sialin-like. The transcript has 10 exons. The record is from RefSeq and is a predicted model, not a curated record. Gene Ontology annotation, biological process: transmembrane transport; monoatomic anion transport. Gene Ontology annotation, molecular function: transmembrane transporter activity. Lineage: Eukaryota; Metazoa; Arthropoda; Malacostraca; Decapoda; Penaeidae. The coding region runs from base 36 to 1739 and encodes 567 amino acids.
AGGCUUUUAAAACGGGAGGACCCAGCGGCUACACCAUGGCUUCCCGGCUGGACUGCGAGCACGAGGAAGGACGAAGCCCGGGGAGGGACGCGCACCCGGGACCGGAAGGAGAAGGGGAGUGUUGGGCUGCCCGCCACACCCUGGCUCUCAUGGGGUUCCUGGGUCUCGCCGUCGAGUAUUCGCUGCGCGUGAACCUCUCCAUCGCCAUCGUGGCCAUGGCGGGCACGAGCGAGGUCAACGCCACGAACAACGCCUCCCAGGAUGUGUGUCCUGUCAGAGAUAAUGGCACAGACUCGGGAGGGAACCAUGUGGAGGGGGAGUUCGCCUGGGACGAGGAGACGCAGGGCCUCAUCCUCGGCGCCUUCUUCUACGGGUACACGGCCACCAACUUCCUCGGGGGGCGCCUGGCGGAGUACCUCGGAGGGAGGCUGGUCUUCGGCCUCGGUUCGGGCGUGGCCUCGGUCCUCGCCCUCCUCUCGCCUCUGUGCGCGAGGAUUUCGACAGGACUCUUCGUGGCUUCGAGAAUCCUGACUGGGGUUUCACAGGGAGUUACAUUUCCGGCUCUAAAUUCCUUGAUGGCAACCUGGUUUCCCCCUGAAGAAAGAGCCAAACUCGGUUCCUUCGUUUAUGGAGGCGAGUUCUUUCGCUUUCGUUAUACAGUCUUUUUAAGUUUGAAAAUAUGUCUUGUUCCUCUGUGUGUAAAGUUGCUUUAUACACCGAUGAAGAAAUGUUAUAUAGGUAGAUAUGUUAACGAGUUUAAUCAUCAAAUAUCAAAUAUGGUUAUCAUUUUUACUUCGUUCGCAAUCCGAAUGCAGUUCGGCACCAUCAUUGGCUUAACCUCGAGCGGCUGGCUGUGUAACUCGGGGUUCCUGGGGGGCUGGCCCUCGGUUUUCUACGUCUUCGGGGGUGUGGGGUUAGCGUGGGCAGUUCCUUGGUUCCUCCUCAUCCACGACCGACCCGAAGGACACCCCAGGAUCUCUAAACAGGAACUUGAUUAUAUUCAGGGGCAGCAGGACACCGUCAAAGGCGUGGAGAGAGUGCCGAUCCCCUGGAAAGCGGUGGUGACGUCGCCGCCGAUGUGGUCCAGCGCCGUCAUGGCCUUCGGCGGGAGUUUUGGCUUCUACACCCUCUUGACGGAGAUGCCCACCUACCUCGCCAACAUCCAGCACUUCGAUGUCAAAAGUAAUGGGUUGCUGUCUGGGUUGCCGUACGCCUGCAUGCUGUGCACUUCCUUGGCGUGGGGCGUUGUGGUGGACAGACUCCUGGCGGCCAAGUGUCUCUCCCUCAAAGCAGUGAGACGGAUUUCCACAGCCAUUGCCUAUUACGUGGCCGCCCUCGCACUAAUAGCGAUGUGUUUCGUGGACUGCAACUCCUCUGUGGCGAUGGUAGUGCUAUGCAUCUCCGUCGGAAUCUCCGGCUGCGGCUACAGCGGGUCUUGCCUCACUGAGCAGGACAUCGCACCUAACUUGGCCGGGACGCUGACGGGGAUCACCAACACUCUAGGAUCUGCUACCGGUUUCCUUGCCCCGGCCGUUGCUGGUGCUAUCACUAUGAACAACAAUAAAUCUAUCCACGCCUGGAGAGAGGUGUUCUUGAUGUCAGCUGGUACACUGACAAUCGCGACAUCCCUCUACAUGGUACUGAUGUCCGUUGAGGUACAGCCUUGGAAUAACCCGGAAAAGGACAAAGCGGAGACUAAACUCAAGAUAGAAAACGGCUUCGCUCACAAUUCCAGAUGACCACGAAGUUGACCAAAUAGUAAUAGACAAUAAUGGUGAAGUAAUGAAGAUAAUGGCAAAAAUAAUUAAAAUAAUGGUAUAAAAAGUCAUGAAAACAUGGUGUAAGAAUAAUGAAAAUACUGGUAUAAAAAGUAAUGAAAACCUGGUAUAAAAUGAAUGAAAAUAAUGGUAAUAAAAAAAAUAAUGAUAAAUAAAGUAAUGAAAAUAAUGGUGAUAAAAAUAAUGAUAAAUAAAAGUAAUGAAAAUAAUGAUAAAUAAAGUAAUAGUGCUGAUUUACUGACAAUAAUAAGAACACUCAAACAGACAUCACAUUUUAUAGUCAGGCGCAAGUUGAUAAAAUGUUCAAGAAAUUUAUUUUGGGGAAGCUUUGUGAGCUGUUCUUAAUAAAAGUGUAUCUUUUUAAA